Molecule: messenger RNA, 693 nt
Organism: Chlamydomonas reinhardtii
Lineage: Eukaryota; Viridiplantae; Chlorophyta; Chlorophyceae; Chlamydomonadales; Chlamydomonadaceae
Exons: 3
Coding region: 96-485 (129 amino acids)
Source: RefSeq, a predicted model, not a curated record
CACCUUCUGGCCCUUAGGCUAUCCCACUUGUGAGCCGCCGCUUUCUUGCUAUCGGCGCCUACCUUACUUCAUUCCUGCAGGAUGCGGGAUUCCCGAUGGACUUCCGUGGUGACCUUGACUUCUCCGACAGCGCCACCGUACGCAGUGUGUCCAUCCCGGGGGUGCUCCGCAUGUCCGGUGCUUCGUUCUUCCCAGUAGACAGGACCCAGGUCGACGUGCUGAUCUGGAGUCAGGGCAGCAAGGGCACGUCGGUCCUGCAGGUCCUCAACAGUCCGGCGACUCUUGGCUACGGAGCAAGCACGGUCCUGUCCCCGCGUGGCAGCUGCUUGACUGCUCUGCUCAAUACCACGUUCCCCAUCUUCGACUGCACGGGUGCGCCCAACCCCGACGCCCCCGGCUGGUCGUGCACCGGUCCGGUCGCGGGUCUGGCCAAUGACUUCCCCGGAGCCAACAACCUCAAGCUCUGGCUGCUGCAGGGCAACUGAAGAGCUGGCCCCGCUGGUUGACAAGCCUAGGUCGCUAGACAUGUGGUGUACGGCUGCUAACGAAUGGCAGCCAGAAGUGGGUGUAGAGUGUGUGCAGAGGAGUGCUCGCGCACUUGGAUUCGGAAUUGAUUGCAACGAUACGAGGUGCCGAGGUGUGAGCCACUGCUGGUGACCGCCAGUCCGCCUACGGGUGUAAUCUGUACGCCUA